Molecule: messenger RNA, 1155 nt
Organism: Symbiodinium pilosum
Lineage: Eukaryota; Dinophyceae; Suessiales; Symbiodiniaceae
Source: the annotation of a GenBank genome assembly
AUGGCAAAGCUGCACGACUUGGUUUACUGCCAGUUAGUGGGCGCUUCGGGAGAGAUUCCUGUGUGUGGAUGGGUAAUCGCAGAGAUUGAAGGGGAUAUUGUGCUGGCUACCGCGCCGAACGCUGUGACAUCCUUGGACCAGAAAUUGGAAGUCACCGUUGGAGAGGUUCGGGUUGGCUUGGUUCGUGUCCCCGCUUCUGCGGCUUCUCUUAGCUCCCCUUCUACUUGGGAAGGCCUUAGGCCUGCUGAGCUUCCAGUGUUGAGCGCCGCCCAACCUGCAUGGAAGAAGUCAAAGGAGGCAUUCCUAGAGAGCAGCGAGGCGUCGGCGCCGGAGGCAUCUUCAAGGAAGGUAAGGGGCCGCAAGUCCCUGGCUUCGGAGUUGGCAGGGCUGCAGGGCCUUUUUGCUCAGAAGGGGGUCGAGGGAUCGGACGACGAAGACGACGAGGAGAGCGACAACGAGAUUCUUUUGCUGAAAGGUCCGAAGAACCGUUACCUCCCGCCAGGUGGGAGUGCCGAAGGCAAGGUCAAGAAAGAGAAGAAGCCAGCUUCCGGACACUCGAGCGCAGUGAUGAAGGACCUCCUGCAGCAAAGCCUGGCCCAUGGCCAAAACCCUUCCGAGAUCCUGCCCGUGAUGAUGCUGGCCAUGCUCCUCGACCGGGACAAGGACAAGGGUGGCAAGAAAAAGCAUCGCAAGGUGAAGGACGACGAGGGCUUAGACUUCCUUGGUGGUUCCGACUCAGAGAGCUCAAGCGAAGGCGAGGGGCAAAAGGGAAAGACUACUGGGAUGAGAGCCGUCUCCAGCCUGCGCAAGAUGCAUCGCAGGGUGAGGAAGCUUGAGAUUGCAUGGAGUGAUGUGGUGGUUGCCUGUCAUCGAGUCCCCGUGUCUGAAGAGGCUGGCUUGGCUGAGCACCUGUUGGCGUCUCGCAUGGCGGUGCUGGUUCCGGAGCAAGAUUUGCCCCGUACGGAGGCGGGCCGGCUUCUGACAGGUGGACUGUUCUGUGUGGGCAAAAAUGAGCGCGAGGACAGACUAAUCUUUGAUCGCAGGCCGGAGAAUGCGACCAUGGAGAAGCUCAAAUGGGCGGAGCUGCCCAGUGGUGCAAUUCUGUGGGUCGUCGAGUUUGUCCCGAAGUGGUUCGACGUUUUGGCGGUGAUCCAG